UCCUGGGCACAGUUUGUUAUUUUUCCCAUACAUUUUACAUUCCAUUAAAGAUAAGACACUACCCGCAAAAUCACUGAAAUGUCGUGUACUCACCAGGCGAUAUCGAUCCUCGACAUAAUAAGAAUAAUGAGCUGUAAAAAGCCCGAAGAAUCGUCCUCAAGAUGCGGAGCUGAUGGAAUCGUGCCGGCAGAAGUCGAGCGAGAUUUGAAGCUGAUGACCUCGAUCCUCGGCAUAGAGCACAGCGCGCUCAUCAUGCUCGGUGCCAUUACCGGCUACGGGAUGCUCCACGUUCCCUGGAUCCUGAUGCAGCUGUGCAUCAUAGCGAUCGAGCUUGUGGUUUUCGUCGUCAGACUAUUUCUCGAGGGCCUGCACGUGUCCCGCGACGAGAUAUUUAUCGCUCUGCUCUCCCUGCACAACUGGUUCCAAGUCUAUUGUCUGUUUCAGCGACAAUUUUACCAGUCCUGAGGAGGAAAAAUCAACAAAUGUACCAGUAUCGUCGACUUGUAAUUUUUUAUUUAUUUAUUUUUUUU
Messenger RNA from Copidosoma floridanum, 530 nucleotides. RefSeq lists its product as uncharacterized. The record is from RefSeq and is a predicted model, not a curated record. NCBI's taxonomy places the organism in Eukaryota, Metazoa, Arthropoda, Insecta, Hymenoptera, Encyrtidae.